AUGGAUCCCGCAACAGUGAUAGCUCUUUGCAAGGAGAACAUUCAGCCAUUAAGAUAUGGACGGAAUGCUACUCAAUUGGGAACUGCAUUGAGGGCGCAGGAGGAUGUAGAUGCACAGCAGUUGUUGCUACAGGAGAAGCAAAUGUAUGAGGAUGCAAUUAAGAAUUACGAAGGAGAUGAUCCGUUAGAGAAUUGGUACGAGUACAUUUUAUGGGUGGAACAGAGUUAUCCGAAAAGUGGACAUGAAUCCCAUAUUGGGAGACUCUUGCAACAAUGUUUAGCGAUAUUUGAAAAAGACGUAAAAUAUCAUCAAGAUCGCAGAUACAUACGUCUAUGGAUUAAUUAUGUAAGUAUGCAAAAGAAUCCUUUGGAAUUAUACCAGCUGUUGCACAGCAGUGGUAUCGGGACUAGAGUAGCCGACAUGUACAGGGCUUGGGCUUUUGAAUUAGAGCAAAUUGAGGACGACAAACGCGCGGAUGAAGUUUACUUAAUGGGACUAUCUGUUCAUGCAGAACCAUUCGAGGAAUUAGGCCAUGCUCACCAAAAUUUUCAAUUUGCUGUGGCGCGCAAAACACUUGGACGUAUCGAAGAAAGAAACGACGUUUCCUUGUUCGAACAACGUCAGGCUUUCAGUUCAUUAAGAGCGAUAAGAGCUGGUAAAAGAGUUGGCAGCAUACGAACAGGUCAUCGUGUACGCGAGUAUUAUCCUGGAACUGUGCCCCAAAUCUCGUCUUCUAUGCAGAACACAAAACCCAAUUCUAAAAUACAAAUAUAUCAAGAUGAUAUGCCUGGAGAAAUGAAAAGUUCAAGCAUAUUAGAUCAUGUACCUAUAGAGGAUAUGGUACAUAAAGAAAACACCAUCAAGCCUGGACCAUGGAAUAGUGGAAGCAAGAGAGGUCCAUUAAUAGCUCCUACUGUAAAAGCGGGUUUUAAGAUUCACGAGGACCAGAAUGAUGACAGUAAUAUGGAGAAAAUUAAAUUAUUUCCAAAUCAUAUACGUUUUUUUGAUGGUAGUAAAUAUCAUGACUGUUUAAGAGUGCCAGUAUAUGUAGCAGAGCCAAUAGAUUCAAAUAUUGUACAAAAACCACAUUAUCCCAAAGAAUUAGUUUAUGCUGAUAAUGUUGAUCGUAGUAUGGAAGAAAUUAGAGCACAACUUUAUUUGGAAAGAAGAGCGCAGUUUCUGAGAAAUAAACAUGAAAUGUCGAUGAUUUGUUUACGUGAAACUAGUGAAGAAUCCCAAUCCCAGCUUAACAAUUAUGAGAACAUGUAUCACGUACAAGAAGAGCAGAAGCUCAAUCAGCAAAGAAGAGAAGCUGAAAUCAAUCAGCAGAGACUUCAAGCCGAACAAGAGUUGCAAAGGCAGCAAUACGAGAGCCAUGUCGGGAAUCAGGUUUUAGAGACUCAACGACAGGAAGUUGAACAAAGAUUAGAAACCGAGAGAAUUGAAGUUGAGAGACUUGAAGUACAACGAAAUAGUCGACCAUUACAAUCGACAAACUUUAUGCACCAGCAUCACACUUCAUCGUUGACUGUUGAUACUGAGGAACAUCUGCUUGGGCAGAGCCUUACUGUAAACACGAAGGAAGCUAUUUCGGUAGUGCAAGGUUUGUGGCAAUCUCCAGAUGCAGCCGCUAAUGCUUCGCGCUUUCGUAGUCCUCCCGUUGCAUCUAGAAUGGUAGAUUCGAGGAAUAAGUUGCCGUUUGAUAUACACAUGGAUAGCUCUAUGACUCAACAUGCAAUGUCUAGUAAUAAGCAUCAUCAAGGAUACAAUGUGCAGGUUUAUAACGAUCAAGAGAAUCAUCAAAGUUAUCAUACACAGCAUCAUAGUUAUUCUCAGGAUCAGCAUGUUGUAUAUGGGAAUCACAGUUUGCAAAAUAGUUAUCAUUAUCAGAUGCAGCAGCAUCAUGAUCAAGUGCAGCAACCACAUUCUCGGCAGCACCAUUCCCAACAUCAGCAUCACCAUCAGCAGUUGAUUCCAUUGCAUCAGCAAAUGCAUGCUGUGCAUCAUCAGUCUCUUCCUCAUCCGCAGCAUUUACAAUCCCCUCAUAACCAAAUGCCGCAUCAUCAACCGCAUAUUCAUCAUCACCAAUCUUCGCACAGUCAUCAUCACCAGUCUCCGCACAAUCAUCACCAUCAGUCUCCACACAAUCAUCAUCAGUCUUCACACAAUCAUCAUCAGUCUUCACACAAUCAUCAUCAGUCUCCACUCAAUCAUCAUCAAUCAACACAUAAUCAUCAUCAGUCUCCACACAAUCAACAUAUUUUACAUUCUCAGCAACCGCAACACGUGCAGCAACACAUGCAACAUAUGCAGCAUCCCAUUUAUGGUAACAUGUUACCUAAUGAUAUCGACUAUCAACAAUAUCCAAUGGAAGCACCUAUGCUGCCUCAGCAAAAUAUAGAAUCACAAAAACAGUUACAUUUCUCUCCUUAUACCGAUCCUGAAAUUGAAACGAGCAAACCAUACAGAAUGCCAUCUGAGUUACCAUACAUUAAAUCACCUGGGAUGAAUCGUAAAGAUAUCAAAUAUCUUGAAAGCGCGGAAGACAAAGAGAAUGCUAUUGUUGUGGAUUAUAAUAGUUCGCUAGAAGAAAAUAUACCCAAACCAGACGAGAAUAAUCUUUAUAUCGAUGAAAGCUUGGGUAUAACUCCUCUCUCAGCUGCUAAUGAGACAUGUUUUACAGAAGCCUUUAAUGCACCAUUAACAAGCUCUACACCAAUGAUUAAUCAUUUUAAACCAUCAUACAGAAUAAAAGAUGAUUCACAAUUUUCAAGUCAGAAUACUGUAUCCCAACCAGUUGCAGAAGCACCUAAUGCCGAAGGCGAUGAUAAAUUAAGCGUGAUAUUAGAAUCUACACGAGAAUAUGUAUCAAGCAGCUCAGGGAGUAGUAAUUACACCAAAACAACUGGAUUAACUUUUGCAUUAACGAGAGAAGAUGUAAUUCCUUUUAAAGAACAACCUGUGGAUACAAUUCUAGAAGAGGAGUCAAACGAAUCUCUAUUAUCUGUGAAUCAACCUUAUGAACAAAGGCAGCAUGCACAGAUCCAGGCAGUGCAUGCUCAAAGUCCGCGUACAGUACAACGGCACGUUGAUCAAAUUACAUCCGAAAUAAAGAAUAAUUGCGAUCUAAGAAAAUCCAUAAAUUUAAAACUUAAUGAAGAGAAUAAUUCAGAAAAAGUUAGCACCAUGGAGUACGAGGAGCAUGAACCUAUGGAACAAAUGGAGGAAGAAUGCUUCGAGCUUCCAUCGAAAGAUAUAAAUCCAUUCGAUAAAAACUUAAUAGCUGGCCUAUUAAAAAAAAUUAAAUUUCCGCAACCUCAUCAUGCAGAUGGAUACAAAAGAAUAGAUACCAAUCUAAAUAAGCUUGUGCCUUCUACCAUGAUUACGCUCGACACUGAAGCGUAUGAUUUGGAAAAGUGCCUUGGGAAAGGAAUGUAUGGAACAGUUUAUAAAUCAGUUAAUUUGCAAACAGGCGAGACUGUCGCUCUUAAAACGCAAAAACCUGCUUGGGUUUGGGAAUACUAUAUCGUACGAGAAAUAAAAACACGUCUUACAAAUCCACAUAUGUUGCGCGGUUUUAUGGAUGUAACGAUGGCAUAUGUGGCUAAUAAUGGAAGUGUACUAGUUUCAGAAUAUUCUAAAUUUGGAACGUUAUUAGAAGUGACAAAUCAGAUAAAACUUGCCACUGGCAAGCCUCUGAUGGAAACUUUAACUAUUUUCUUCACAAUUGAAAUGCUUCAAAUCGUGGAGUACUUACAUAAAUGCCAAAUAAUACAUGGGGACAUAAAGCCAGAUAAUUUUUUAUUAAUGCGACUACCUACGCAAGAUGUAAGGCCAACUAUACAAUUGAUAGAUUUCGGAUGUAGCAUAGACAUGAAACUAUUCCCAGAAAAUACAACGUUUAUGCAAGUUAUAAAAACGGAAGAUUUUACUUGUAUCGAAAUGCAAACUGGAAGACCAUGGACAUAUCAGACUGAUUUAUAUUGUCUAGCGGCGACCAGUCAUUGUUUACUGUUUGGCAAUUAUAUGAAAGUGUCAAAUAUGGGCGGCCGUUGGUUUAUUGCCUCGAAAUUACCAAGGUACGCUAAGAGAGCUGCGUGGGAACAAUUUUUCAUGGAGCUGUUAAAUAUCGAGUCGUGUGAAAAAAUGCCCGAUCUAGCGAAAUUAAGGAAUAUGAUGGAGGAGACACUGGCACAAAUGCCAGAGGCGCAAGCGAAAUUUCGAACUUUCGUCAAUAUCCUCAACAAACGAUAACGCUUGCUAUAUUUGAUGAUAUGUUCCAAUGUGUGCACAUAUUCAGCAAAGAACCAUCGUGUAAUAAGGAAACAUUAAUGUUAUUAUGCUAUUUAUUAUAAAAAAGUUAAUACUAUAGUAAGAUAAAAAUAUAUGUAUCUACACAGUUAUAAUACAUGAAAAUGCACUUUAUGGCCUGCUUUGUGGUGGCUUUAUCGAUAUAUUCGUUGCUUGCACAUAAUCAACAUUAUUAGGACCACUGUGCAACGACUAAAACCUAUCCAAAAAUUGUUUUAGAAACACAUGAGAUAUGUAAAGAUUUAUACGGUAGAGAUUUUGGAAAUGUACUUGUUUAUCUCUUAAACAACGUAUGCGCUCGCUACGCAAGUUACGAAGAAGUGGUCGUACAGAUCAAGAAAAGCCUCAGAAAAAUUUGAAUCUGUAAAAAUGGAUAGUACAAUAUGCAUGUGAUACAUUAUGUAUUCAAUUUGCAAAAUAGUAUGCAGAAGCGCAUACAUACUGAGUGCUUGAGUACCGUGUAUAGAUAGUUAAUAGUGUAGUAUGGGUGCGUUCCGAAUUACGCACAAAGCGCAUGAUGCAUCAUUUGUCCUUAUUGUUCACCGAAGAAUAAAAAAGGAUAAAAUGAUACCUCAUAUGCUUCAUGCGUAAUUCGGAACGCAUCUAAAAUGUAAUCAUUGUAUAUUUAAAAUAGAUUUUGGCUUUAAGUCAUUUGAUUCUGUAGUCAACGGGUUCAUUUUGUUUUUUAAUAUUCUCCGAAAUGUACGAAAAUAUACCGUAUCAAUGAUGUUAACUGAAAUUAUUUCAAACAUUCUCCCUAAAUAAUAUUACUUAUGCAGAGCAAUGGAAUAAUUUUUUUACAAAAUGGCAUAUGUAUAUUAUACAUACCGAUUCAAUUUUAAUUUGAAUAUGUGCAGGCUUAUUUUCGCGAGUGUCCACCAAACAGGCCUUUUAUGUAGUGUACGCUUAAAUUAAGAUUUCCUAAAUAUAUGCGUAUAUAUAUGAGACACAAUCGACGAAAGUGUU
Molecule: messenger RNA, 5277 nt
Organism: Trachymyrmex cornetzi
Lineage: Eukaryota; Metazoa; Arthropoda; Insecta; Hymenoptera; Formicidae
Exons: 14
Coding region: 1-4254 (1417 amino acids)
Biological process (GO): protein phosphorylation; mitotic spindle assembly checkpoint signaling; meiotic sister chromatid cohesion, centromeric
Cellular component (GO): nucleus
Molecular function (GO): ATP binding; protein kinase activity
Source: RefSeq, a predicted model, not a curated record